CUCGGUUCAGCAGUAGCACGAGAAAAGACCAGGAGAUAAAGUAAAGGCUGACCUCACCUGCUGGUUUUCUUCUGUUGACUUCAACCAAGUUCUGGCACUAUGAAGGUGGCCAUUGUUUUUGUCCUGCUCUUCGCCACAGUUCUCUGCCGACCGGCGAGAAAACUCUCUAACAGUGAAAGCUCUGACAGCUCUGAGGAGGUGGUGAGACGACCAGCGCGACCAGCCAUCAGAAAACAGCAACUUGCUCUUCCUAAGUCACAAUCGGCUCCAGUUAAGAAAGUUGUAGCUCCAGCUAAGUCCGCAUCAGAUGAGAGUGAAGAUGCUUCAGAUGAAACUGAGGAGGCGGCGGCUGGGCUUCCAGUACAGGUCAAAGCUGGUGGUGCACUUCCACAUGCAGAUACCAGUUCAGUCACCAGUGAGGACAGCGACGACAGCGAUGAUAACCAUGAUGACGACAAAGACGAGACUGACACAGAUGAUGAGGACUCUGACUCAGAGUCUGGCGAGUCGUCCACCCCCGUGCCCGUCACCGUCACCCCAACACCCGGCGUCGUCGAGCCGGAGACCACUGAAGAACCCAUCAACCCGACCGUCGUCACCGACCCCGACGCUGGUCGCGGGGACAGUUUGACAGGACAAAUUGAUGACUACAAGACCACCAUCUUUGUGGAGAAGAAAUCCUACCAGAAGGGUCCCAACCCAUACAAAUCCUAUGAGAUUGUUGGCAAGAAGGUGGCCUACGACAUGACUAACGGCAACGAGGUGGAGAAGCACCCAAAGGUUUAUAAGGCUUUCCAAAUCCACUCUGACAUCGUGGAAGAAGACACCAGCACCCCAGAGGUGGAGACCCAGGGCCUGGACGCCUCUUCCGGACUCUCUCAGGACCAGGACGUCAAAGUCCGGCAGGCCGCCGUUCCCGCUGAGGACGACAGCGCCAGCAGCGGGGCAUCCACCGCCAACGACAGCGAAAGCAGCAGCACUCCAGAGGAAGAGGAGGAAGAGGAAGGCGCCAGCUCCCCUAGUGACAGCGCCAGCGCCGAAUCCGAGGACACCCAGAGCAGCGAGGAGGCCACCGCCACGCCCGGCGCCGCCGACAGCGACUCGGACGAAGACGACAGCGUGGAAAGCGACUCGGACGAGGACGGGGCGGGGCCUAACCCCACCGACAUGCCGGUAGUCGUCACCGCCAAGUAAGGCGUCCAGGAAGCAGGGUGGACGGUGGCGUAAUCGUCACAAAACGAGCUGCAUCCUGGAGAACAGACGUCCCCUCUCCUCUCCUGAGGCCACUAAAACUGCAGGGUCAAACAGGGAAAACCACAGCUUCAUUACUAGUAGCUCUAAUCUUCUUCGGCAUUAUUUAUCUGAUUAUUUCUGAACGUCUGGAUGAAAACAAACGUUCCUGCUGUGGGUUUAUUUAAACAAGGCAAUACCUCCUGCUUUCUGUGGCGUGUAGGUUAAUUGGUCCCUGAGGGGAGAACACAGAGGAUGUUCACAAUGACGACUGCUACAGGAAGUCUUCUGCCCCCAGUCACCCUCUAACUGCAAGUCAAAACUGCUAAAUUAAAUCCUCUUGUCUUGUCCAACAAACAAGGCAAUCCACAUUUAUUAACUGCUAUUUGCAAACUGAUUUCUGUGCUUUAGAAUUAGAGGAAAAAGAUUUUUUUUAAAUAAUUACUUGUAAUAUUUUGAGUGUAAUUGGAAAUUUGCAGCCAGUGUGGCUAAUGCUUCAUUGCUAACUGGUGCAGAUGUUUUCUAUUGUACACAAAAGGAUGCAGACGGAUUAAAUUGCAUUGUAGUUCAGACUUGAGUCAGGAAAAAAAAGAGUAUUCAUACAUGCAACACAGUCUUGUUCAUUUGCACAGAUCCUACCUGCUUUAUGUGUUUUCAGUGUUGUUUACUGUAAUGUAUCAUAUUGUACCAUUUCUAAAGUGAUAAUAAAAUUCUUUUUCAUAUAAACA
Messenger RNA from Xiphophorus maculatus (southern platyfish), 1958 nucleotides. RefSeq names its product putative surface protein SACOL0050 (gene spp1). The transcript has 8 exons. Gene Ontology annotation, biological process: ossification; cell adhesion. The record is from RefSeq and is a predicted model, not a curated record. The coding region runs from base 100 to 1194 and encodes 364 amino acids. Lineage: Eukaryota; Metazoa; Chordata; Actinopteri; Cyprinodontiformes; Poeciliidae.